AUGGAUGAGGCAUAUGAUGAGCGACCGCGCAAGAAACGACGCAAGUACAUUGCAAGAGCAUGUAAUGAAUGCAAACGCCGCAAGAUCAAAUGUAAUGGUGAAGCGCCAUGUUAUCGUUGUGGUCGGCAGCGCAUUGAAUGUGUCUAUGUGGAGAAUCCCCCUAACGACCCUCUCGGGGACCAAGAGAACUUUGAGAGGCUGUUUGAACAAAUGCGAUCGAUGCAGGACCAGAUCGCGUCGUUAUCUGCAGCUGUCCGCACGGUGACGCACAGUGACGCGUCUCCCCUUUUUGGUGCAAGGUCCAGCGUAGUCGCGACUGCAUCAGGAUCUUUUCCAGCUCAAAGAUCCAUACGUCGAGUAUCGUCAGCUCGCGAGGCCCCAUUUCAAGGCCCGACAACCUCAGGAUAUAGUUUUGAUCUUGCUAGAUCUAGCUUACAGCAGCAUGGAAUCGUGGAGCGCAACGAGACAGGGGAUGAGGGUGAAUUCACCCAAGAGCCGUCGCCCCUGACAUCGCCUUCCGCUCCAAACCAUGAAUUAGAAGUGCAUCAGGCGGUAGAUCCCCUAUGGGCUCUGCCGAAAGAUGAAGCCUUGCGACUUUGUCGAGUCUAUGAAGAAGAAAUGGGAAUUAUGUACCCUGUUUUGGAACUUACAGAGCUUUUGGGCCAAGUACAUCAACUAUAUGGUUUGAUGGACAACACUGGGAACGUUCCAAACCCAACAGAGGGAAGCAAUCACUUGGAUCGGAAUGACAUCCAUAUUCUUAGAUUGGUUUUUGCGUGUGCUUUGACGGCCGAAGCGAGUGGUCGCAGUCAGCAGGCAAUCGCACUUUUUGAUAGUGUACGGGAAGUGCAAGACAACUGUGUGUGGGGACCCCCAGAAAUCAAAAGCAUAAUAUUUUUGACCUUGGUGUCGAUUUUCUAUUUUCAAAUGGACGAAGAGACUCUUGCAUGGCGAACAAUUGGUAUAGUCGAGCGCAUGUGCUUAGAGAAAGGUCUGCACAGACGGGAGACUUUGAAACACCGAUCAAUUGAGGCUGCGGGAAGAGAACGAGUCCUUCGUCUUUUUUGGUCCAUUUAUAUACUUGAUAUGCGUUGGAGCUUUGGAACAGGUAUGCCCUUCGCGCUAGAGGACACCGACAUUGACCCUUGGCUUCCGGAGCCAGAGGAAAAAACGCCCUAUUUGCGUGUCAUGAUUCGCUACAGUCGCAUUGCUGCUAAGGUGUGGAAAUUUAUAUCGGCAUUCAACAACACGAAUGAAAUUAGGAAGGACGAAAUGAACUACUUGGAUUGGCAAGUACUCCGUUGGGCACAGACAAUUCCCGACUCUUUACGAUUAGAUCAUCCCAGCACGCCAGAGUCAGAUGCUGCCAUUGAAGGCCCGAGAAGCCUGCGAAGGUUGCGCGCACUUCUUUACCUGCGCUCUAAUCAACUACGGAUGCUCAUUCAUCGCCCAGUACUACAUACUGCUGGGCAUAUUGUCCGAUACCCUGGCGAAUCACAUACUGUCGUUGAAAUUGCCAAGGACACAAUACGGUUCAUCACUCGAUUGAAUGAAACCUCAGAUAUCUACAAACUUCAGCAAGUGACCUUCAACUGGUUUUUGGUUUCUGCACUGGCGGUUCUGUUCUUGGCCACUUCCCAGGCACCAUCCCAAUUCAGUGCUUCGUGCAAAGCCGAGUUUUAUUUGGCAUUGGAAUUAGUCAAGGGAUUUUCCACAAAGUCAUACAUCUCUCGAAGACUGUGGAAAUCUAUUCGGGGCCUUCGUAAAUUGGGCCCACAAUUAGGAUUGAGCGUGCAAAAGGGCCGACCGGAUGGAUCAGCCCCUGAAAAUCACAAUCCCCUUGAGUCCUCCAAUCACUUCGAAUCACCGAACGUAGCUCCGGAUUCAAGCAUUCAUAGCCAAACACCUUUGGACGGAGCGCAAAUGACACAAGAACUAAUGGAGUGGUUUGAAGCUGUCGGAAACUUGGAAGAUCAAAUCAUGGGGGUAGGCACAGGGCUGCUACCAGAUGAAGGUGCUUGGCAGCAAAUGCCCAACGGGGCAUAUGUCUAUGAUUACGGAGGGGAACUCUCUAGCAUGAUGAGAGACUGCUUUUGA
This is a messenger RNA of Penicillium angulare, 2097 nucleotides long. RefSeq names its product putative C6 transcription factor. The coding region runs from base 1 to 2097 and encodes 698 amino acids. NCBI's taxonomy places the organism in Eukaryota, Fungi, Ascomycota, Eurotiomycetes, Eurotiales, Aspergillaceae. The record is from RefSeq and is a predicted model, not a curated record. The transcript has 4 exons. Gene Ontology annotation, molecular function: RNA polymerase II cis-regulatory region sequence-specific DNA binding; zinc ion binding; DNA-binding transcription factor activity, RNA polymerase II-specific. Gene Ontology annotation, cellular component: nucleus. Gene Ontology annotation, biological process: DNA-templated transcription; positive regulation of transcription from RNA polymerase II promoter by galactose.